AUGAGAGCUGGUAUGGAAAGAAGCAUGAGAAGACCGCCGAGACACGCAGUUUUCCAACAACGAAUGCCGUCUUGGAAGCCCAUCAUGAAUGCCGGCACAGUGAUCCCCUUAUUCUUCGCAGUCUCCUUCAUCUUCCUGGCCUUUGGUUCAAUCAUCGCGCUUUUCAAUUCCAAAGUGAAGACCUUCGAGUUGGACUACACGGACUGCGAGAGAUAUGCCAAGUCAUUCGAUGCGACGCAACUCUCUGGAACAAUCAAGAACCAAGUGACUGAGGACUGUUACCCCAUGGACUACCUCUUGGUGGACAAAAGGAGAACCCCGAUGAUGCCCUGCGGCAUGAUUGCCAACAGCAUGUUCAACGACACCUACGAGAUAUUCUAUUCAAAUUCUUCAAUUCUCUACAGGGAAGAUUCAGCAGAUGAAAAUGAAACACGGAUUCCGAUUCCGAUUCGUCGCACGCAAAUAGCGUGGGAAAUUGAUAAAAAGAGACGCUUUGGCAACCCUCGAGGAUUCCAUUUGAAUCAUGCUGAAGCUUUCAAUAGAACUGUGAGACCAGUUUCUUGGAGAAAGUCAGUUUAUGAACUGGAUCCAGAGAAUCCUGGGAACAAUGGACUGCAGAAUGAGCCACUUAUGAUAUGGAUGCGUCCGGCCGCCUUUUCAACAUUCAAGAAAAUCUACGGCAGAAUCGACCCUUGGACCAACUCCUCGUCGUAUCGGGCCAUCGGCAGGAUCAUCAACGACAUCUUCACGGCCCUGCUGUCAUUAGGAAGUCACAGACAUCCGAUCGUUCUUCCUCCCGGCGUGUACACCAUCAAGAUUGGGUACAACUACCCCGCUACCUCGUGGCGGAAGUCAGUAUCGGUCGUGUCUACUUCGUAUUUCGGCGGCAAGAUGGGGUUCCUGUGCAUCGGAUAUUUCGUCACAGGGGUUAUGAUAUCGGGAAGAGGAAACAUGCGAGAGGAUGAGGACAGCAGAGACGCAGGAGGUCUUCACAUGGGCCUCAGCAAAACGCAUAAUCAAGUCACGGAGGGCGGGAAGGCAGAAAAUUGA
This is a messenger RNA of Notodromas monacha, 1050 nucleotides long. The record is from the annotation of a GenBank genome assembly. NCBI's taxonomy places the organism in Eukaryota, Metazoa, Arthropoda, Ostracoda, Podocopida, Cyprididae.